Molecule: messenger RNA, 1995 nt
Organism: Tripterygium wilfordii
Lineage: Eukaryota; Viridiplantae; Streptophyta; Magnoliopsida; Celastrales; Celastraceae
Product: serine carboxypeptidase-like 40
Exons: 6
Coding region: 175-1815 (546 amino acids)
Biological process (GO): proteolysis
Cellular component (GO): vacuole
Molecular function (GO): serine-type carboxypeptidase activity
Source: RefSeq, a predicted model, not a curated record
ACAUACUAAAAAUUACUUUAGAAAUCUUUUGGCAUAUCGAUUUUUUGACGGGUUGAAACAAUACUACACGUUCUCUUGAGAAGAAAAAAGCGUAGAGGAUAUGUGGAUUUAUUCAGUGCACACUCAUAGUCACUACGUGCACCUGGUAAAACAAAACGCUGCAUAUUCAGUUGUAUGAUGGGUGUGGUGUUGAUAACUUUUAAUUCUCUAUUUAUAUAUAUAGCCACUUUGGAAUUUGGAUCCAAAACUCGAAAACCCAUACACAACCAUUUCUCUUCUCUUCGUCUCUUGUCUCUCUCUAAAAUGGAAAACAGGGCUUUUUUGCUUCACCUUUGGCUUCUCACCAUUAGUGUCUCAUUACUUGUGAAUACAACCCAAUGCAAGAGACAUCAAGAGCAAGCUCUAAGCAACCUCUACAAGUUGAAAAUGGACCCGAAUUCGCACAUCGACACGAGCAUUUUCGACGCCAAACAAACUAUGAUCAACGAGGCCAAUUUCCAGUCUCAAGGGGGUUUGAAAGAGAGAGACAGAAUUGAUAGACUUCCUGGACAACCGAAUGUGGAUUUUGCACACUAUGGUGGGUAUGUAACAGUGGAUAAAUCAGCUGGUCGUGCUCUCUAUUACUACUUUGUUGAAGCAGCACCUCCACAGUCUACAGAGUCAAUUCCACUCCUUCUUUGGCUCAAUGGAGGCCCUGGUUGUUCAUCUCUCAAUGGAGCAAUGCAAGAGAUUGGACCUUUCCGGGUUCGUAGUGACGGCAAAACCCUUUUCAGAAACAGAUAUUCAUGGAACAACGCUGCAAAUGUAUUGUUUCUUGAGUCACCAGCAGGAGUGGGGUUUUCAUACUCCAACAGAACAUCAGAUUAUGAUGAUCUAGCUGGUGAUAGAAGCACAGCAGCAGAUAACUAUGUGUUCUUAGUGAAUUGGCUUGAGAGAUUUCCAGAAUACAAAGGCAGAGAGUUUUACAUUUCUGGCGAGAGCUAUGCAGGACACUAUGUGCCUCAACUUGCUCAAACUAUUCUUCACCACAACAAGAUCUCCAACAAUACCACGAUCAACCUUAAAGGAAUCAUGAUUGGAAAUGCAGUGAUCAACGAUGAGACUGAUAAUCGAGGAAUGUUCGACUACUUAGAAAGUCAUGCUCUAAUUUCCGAUGACACAGGGUAUCAGAUUCGAAAAUCCUGCGAUUUCUCACCAGAAGCUGUGAAGCAGCCUAGCCAGUGCACCAAAGCCGUUGAAGAAGCUUUCAAGAAUACGAAUUUCUUCGACCUUUACAACAUCUAUGCCCCUAAUUGCUUCAAUCAGAGUGUCACAGCCAAGCCCAAACCUGGUUCAAUUCUCAACUUUGAUCCGUGCAGUGAAUAUUAUAUGCAUGCUUAUCUUAAUUGUCGCGAUGUUCAAGCAGCAAUGCAUGCUAAUGUCACCAAACUCACCCAUGACUGGGAGCUCUGCAACGAGGAUAUCCGUAGAGUUUGGAAAGAUAGACCAUCCACCAUGCUUCCGGUUUUGAAAGAAUUAAUGGAAAACAAGUUUCGAGUCUGGAUUUUCAGUGGAGAUACAGAUGGGGUAUUACCAGUUACUUCAACCAAGUACUCCAUUAAAAAGAUGAAACUUGAUGUAAAGACUUUAUGGCAUCCAUGGUUUAUUGCUGGUGAGAUUGGUGGGUACACACAAGUAUAUGAAGGAGAGUUAACGUUUGCAACAGUAAGAGGAGCAGGGCAUGAAGUACCAAGUUAUCAACCUAUAAGAGCACUCUCACUCAUCAAACACUUCCUUCAUGGCACACCUCUCCCUGAUACUUCAAGAAAUGCCUGAUUAUUACCUUGUUCUGCUUAUUUCGACGGAAAUUAAAGAGGGAGUAUGGGAGCUGAAUUUAAUUGUCUAUUUUAAUUCUCAUGCUUUCCUUUACAUAUAUUGUGGAUAGUAACAACUACUUGAAGUGAUGAAAAGAGAGAGUUGCAGAGGAACUCUGUUUUCUUGUGUGAGUUUUAUGCG